Messenger RNA from Mangifera indica (mango), 1967 nucleotides. Its product is annotated as O-fucosyltransferase 39-like. Bases 175 to 1803 code for a protein of 542 amino acids. The transcript has 11 exons. NCBI's taxonomy places the organism in Eukaryota, Viridiplantae, Streptophyta, Magnoliopsida, Sapindales, Anacardiaceae. The record is from RefSeq and is a predicted model, not a curated record.
AAAUGCCUUAAAGACAGUGACACAAACAGAGUUGGAAAUGAUAUGGAGAGAGAGAGAGAGAGAGCUUGACAAUGUGUUUGAUGCAUGUGAUCAUUUAUGCUGGUGGUUGCUUUUCUUUAACAUUAGAGCUCAAUUUUCUUGGUUGUGUUUGUGUGUUUUUACACAGUUUGUGAUAUGGGGACAAUGAAGUUUCACUACAAGAUUUCUUACGGUUAUCAGACUGAAAGAGGAGGAGCUCUUGCGGGGCUUUUGGUGCUUCUUUUUCCAGUUUUAUUGCCUAGUUUGUUCAGUCCAUUAAGCCAUGCUUCCCCUUCUAAGUUCUCGGAAUGGAAUGCUCCAAAACCUAGGCACUUACCUCUACUUAAGAGUGCUUUGCAGCUGCAAAAAGAUCCAAAUGCUUCAAAGCCAAGGCACUUACCUUUAUUCAAGGGUGCUUUGCAGCGCGAGUAUGCAACUGGAAAGCAAUCUGAUCUCUGGGUUCCUUUGGUUGAUCAAGGAUGGAGACCAUGUGUUGGAUCUCCAAAAGCCCUAUCAUUACCAGAGAAAUCUCAGGGAUACAUCCAAGUAUUUCUUGAUGGAGGGUUAAACCAGCAGAGAAUGGGGAUAUGUGAUGCAGUUGCUGUUGCAAAAAUACUGAAUGCAACGCUUGUGAUCCCACACCUUGAGGUAAAUCCUGUUUGGCAGGACUCAAGCUCCUUCAUGGAUAUAUUUGAUGUGGACCAUUUUAUUCAUGUAUUAAAAGAUGAUAUUUCUAUUGUAAAAGAGCUCCCUGAUGAAUAUUUUUGGAGCACAAGAGAGUAUUAUGCCACAGCUAUUCGAGCUACCAGAAUCAAGACAGCUCCUGUUCAUGCUUCAGCUAACUGGUAUCUAGAGAAUGUCUUGCCUGUACUACAGAGUUAUGGGAUUGCUGCGAUUUCUCCAUUCUCUCACCGUCUGACUUUUGACAACUUGCCAAUGGACAUCCAACGGCUACGCUGUAGAGCAAAUUUUCAAGCAUUGAUUUUUGUUCCUCAUGUUAGAGAACUGGGAGAUGCCCUUGUCAACCGCUUAAGGUAUCCUUCAAGCAAAAAUAGAGUGCUUGGAAAUGGCCAUUUGAUGGAUUAUAUUGAUGCACAUAACAAACAAGAGCCAUGGAAAUUUGUUGUGCUACACCUCCGGUUUGAUAAGGACAUGGCAGCUCAUUCAGCCUGUGAUUUUGGUGGGGGUAAAGCUGAAAAGUUGGCUUUGGCAAGGUACCGGCAAAGGAUUUGGCAAGGUAGACUUCUUAACUCCCAGUUCACUGAUGAAGAGUUGAGGAGUCAGGGGCGUUGCCCUUUGACUCCAGAAGAAAUUGGGUUACUGCUAGCAGCAUUGGGUUUUGACAACAGUACUCGCCUUUAUCUUGCCUCCCACAAGGUAUAUGGUGGGGAAGCUAGGAUUUCAGCUUUACGAAGAUUGUUUCCACUUAUGGAAGAUAAAAAGAGCCUGGCAUCUUCUGAGGAACGGGCAAGGAUUAAAGGAAAGGCUUCUUUGUUAGCUGCAGUAGAUUAUUAUGUUAGCAUGCACAGUGACAUCUUCAUCUCUGCUUCUCCAGGAAAUAUGCAUAAUGCACUGGUGGGACAUCGAACUUAUGAGAACUGGAAGACAAUAAGGCCUAACAUGGCAUUGUUGGGAGCACUCUUCCUAAACAAAAGCAUAAAUUGGUCAGAGUUUGAGCAGGCUGUGGUUGAAGGACAUGAAAAGAGACAAGGCCACAUCAGAUUAAGAAAAACUAAGCAGUCCAUUUACACAUAUCCUGCUCCUGACUGCAUGUGCCAUCUCUAACAUACCUUCUAUAGCCACUGAUUAGGCUUCGUGUCUAUUUUUUUUACGCAGUGAAUGCACAAUAAAAGGAUUGGUUUGUGUUUGUCAAAGUCUGAUAUAUAUUUUGAACUGCAUUUUCAGAGCAGAAUAGAAGUAUAUAGUUCCAUACCAACUGCUUUUGAUCA